UGAGACCGUGUGGGUGUGGUCCAGGAUGGUUCCAGAUACUCUCUGCGGAUGGCCAGACGGAACACUCGCUGAAGGAAAAGGGAAGCGUGCCAUCUCAGAGGGCAUUUUCCAAGAGGAAGUUUCAACAGACCUCACCAAAAUGCCGUCUCAAAUGGAACACGCCAUGGAAACGAUGAUGUUCACGUUCCACAAGUUUGCUGGGGACAAGGGCUACUUAACGAAGGAGGACCUGAGAGUUCUCAUGGAAAAGGAGUUCCCUGGAUUCCUGGAAAAUCAGAAAGACCCCCUGGCUGUGGACAAAAUAAUGAAGGACCUAGACCAGUGCCGGGAUGGCAAAGUGGGCUUCCAGAGCUUCUUCUCACUAAUUGCCGGGCUCACCAUCGCAUGCAAUGACUAUUUUGUGGUUCACAUGAAGCAAAAGGGGAAGAAGUAGGCAGCACUGAGCCACGCCCCCACCCCAAGAGAGUUCUCCUGAGGGUCUCACGGAGUCGGCCCCGCAGCUCCCCACUCCAUGAGCAGAUCGGGACCCUCAGAAAAUGUAUACAUAAAAUGCAACCCCCUUUUGAGAAGCAGAGAAAGUAAAGGCAGUGAAAGCCAGAUCAGCUUUUCAUUUUUUAUAUUGCCUGCAUCCCCUUGCCCUCAAUAAACGAAUUCUUUUUUUAGUUCCUCA
Hyaena hyaena (striped hyena) is the source of this 670-nucleotide messenger RNA. RefSeq names its product S100 calcium binding protein A10 (gene S100A10). Gene Ontology annotation, cellular component: cytoplasm. The record is from RefSeq and is a predicted model, not a curated record. The transcript is spliced from 3 exons. Gene Ontology annotation, molecular function: transmembrane transporter binding. Lineage: Eukaryota; Metazoa; Chordata; Mammalia; Carnivora; Hyaenidae. Bases 26 to 433 code for a protein of 135 amino acids.